AUGUCUAAUUCAACUUCAUCGUCAACGGCAGCAACGAACACUGCACCCCCACCACUAGCCUCUCAAAUUGACAAAUACCCCCGCAUAAUAAUCCAAUUCUGUACUAAGUGCAAAUGGACAAAUCGAGCAAUAUGGUACGCCCAAGAAUUAUUUCAAACAUUUGAUGCCAACGCCAUUGCUGAUAUUUCGCUUCAACCAAUAGUGGAUAUACCGGGUACUUUCCAAGUCUUGGUUCAAUUGGGCACCACAGUGGAAUUGAUCUAUCGGCGCAAGUUUAAAAAGGAUGGCGCCGAUUUGGAUCCACAAUUGGCUCAAGCGUCAUUUGAUGGGUUCCCUGAUGCCAAAUUUUUGAAAAAUCUAGUUAGGGAUAAGAUUCAUGAGAUUGAGAGUAGAAGCGGCAAUAGUGGUGGUGAUGCUUGCGACGAGGAUAGUAGUGGAAGUGUCGCUCCAGUUGGUGAUCAUUUGAUUGGAAAGGGGAGUCUAUUGAAUGAUGGGGGCGUGUGCGAACCACACGAAAAGUGUGUUGAAUGCGAACGAGAAGAAUAA
Messenger RNA from Lodderomyces parapsilosis, 546 nucleotides. RefSeq lists its product as uncharacterized. Lineage: Eukaryota; Fungi; Ascomycota; Pichiomycetes; Serinales; Debaryomycetaceae. The transcript has a single exon. The record is from RefSeq and is a predicted model, not a curated record. Bases 1 to 546 code for a protein of 181 amino acids.